AUUUUAUCAAUUUUAUUCCACGUUUGGAGUCCGGAAAUACUCCCGUUUUUGUCUUUGCCAGAAAGAGUGAAAUUCAUGACAUGAAAGUUUAGAACUUUUCAGGUGGUCUUCAUUCAAAGAGGGGUUGGACCCUUUUUCUUCUUCUUCUUCUUCUUCUUCUUCUCUUCCCCCACUUUCUAUCUUUCCAGUUAGUUUAUUUUGCAUCUCUUCCCCCACUUUCUAUCUUUCCAGUUAGUUUAUUUUGCAUCUCUUCCCCCACUUUCUAUCAUGGAUCCCAAAGGCUCUAACUCAAAAAACCCACAUGAGCUACCCACUUUCUUUACCCUUACCCACACCCACACUUCUCCUUCUCCUCAUACUCCUUCUCCACAACCCCAUCAUCAACAACCGCAACACCUCCAUAACCAAAACCAACUACAACCCAACAUGGGUGAGAAUAAAGCAGCAGAAAUCAAAGACUUUCAGAUUGUAGUAGCUGACAAAGAAGAGCAAAAGAAACAGUUAGCUCCAAAAAGAAGCUCAAACAAAGACAGACACACAAAAGUUGAAGGUAGAGGUAGAAGGAUAAGGAUGCCAGCUCUUUGUGCAGCAAGAAUCUUUCAAUUAACAAGAGAAUUGGGUCACAAAUCUGAUGGUGAGACAAUACAGUGGCUUCUACAACAAGCUGAACCAUCUAUAAUUGCAGCAACUGGGACUGGUACAAUACCUGCAUCAGCUUUGGCAGCUGCUGGUGGUGCAAUUUCACAACAAGGAGCUUCUCUUUCAGCUGGUUUGCAUCAAAAGAUUGAUGAUAUAGGUGGGUCCAGUAGUAGGAGGACCAGCUGGGCAAUGUUAGGUGGCAAUUUAGGGAGACCCCAUCAAGUUACAAGUGCAGGAUUAUGGCCCCCAGUUGGAGGUUAUGGGUUCCAGUCAUCAUCUAAUACCACUGGUCCAUCAACAACAAAUAUAGUAAGUGAAGGUGGUGGUGGUUCGAGUUAUUUGCCAAAAAAUGGAUUUUCAGGUUUUGACUUGCCAGGAAACAAUAUUGGGCCUAUGAGUUUUACUUCAAUUUUAGGUGUGGGUAGCCCGCAGUUACCAGGAUUGGAGCUUGGGUUGUCACAAGAUGGGCAUAUUGGGGUUUUGAGCCCACAAGCUUUGAGUCAGAUUUAUCAGCAGAUGGGGCAGGCUAGGGUGCAGCAGCACCAGCAGCAAAAUCCUUCUAAAGAUGAUUCACAAGGAUCAGGGCAGUAAUUAGUAGAUGAACGAAAUAGGCAUUUUGUUGAUGUUGAAAGAGAGGCUGAGUGAUUUUUUGUUAACGGUUUUUCUUGUGUUGUACAAUUGAUAAAAUAAAAAGGUGAGAGAAAAAAGAAGAAGAGAGGGAGAUACUUUGGGAGAAUUCAAUAGGGACUGGAUCUGGUUUGCCGCUCACUUCUUCUCCUCUGCCUCACUCAGGUUUUCAUACACAGAUGGGAUUGUGCACAGCCAAAUAGCUUGGUUUUGGGCUUAACUUCGUAUUUGAUUCAGAGGGGUGAAAGAUGGACAUCUGGUUUUUAUUGGACAUGAAUCUUGGCCCUUGAUUUAAAGAGGAAUGAUCUCAACCAUUGACUAAAACUCACCAUCACAAGUUGCAAAGGCUGGUUGUGUCAGCAUCUUUAGAUCAACUUUGCAGCGGGUUUAUAGUUUCCAAGAAACAAUGUUUUUGCUUAAGUGAGGGUGAAAUGGUAGGUCACAAGAGUGGUAACUUUUUUUUUUUCUUGUAUAAAGAAGGUAUGAGAGAAGGAAGGCUUGGAAGGUGGCAUCAUAGUUGCAUUUUUAAUUGCCAUCGGGUUGAGGUUGAAAAUAAUGAGCAGCCGUGUCAUUUGACUUUUAUCGUUUUUA
Messenger RNA from Populus nigra (black poplar), 1857 nucleotides. Its product is annotated as transcription factor TCP20-like. Gene Ontology annotation, molecular function: DNA-binding transcription factor activity; sequence-specific DNA binding. NCBI's taxonomy places the organism in Eukaryota, Viridiplantae, Streptophyta, Magnoliopsida, Malpighiales, Salicaceae. Gene Ontology annotation, cellular component: nucleus. The record is from RefSeq and is a predicted model, not a curated record. The coding region runs from base 268 to 1230 and encodes 320 amino acids. The transcript is spliced from 3 exons.